UCUCAUAAAUUUUAUUCUCUUUAUUUUCUUACUAUUAUCUUGAGUAAGAAUGCCGCCGAAGAGGUCAUCCAAAGGAAAACAAAAAAUUGAGUUGAAAAAAAUUGAGAAAAAGGAUGAUCUCUUUGUUGCAUUUACAACGAGAAAGUCUGGAAUUUUCAACAAGGCCUCUGAGUUAACAACACUUACAGGGGCCUCAGUUGAUAUUCUCAUGCUUUCUCCAACGGGAAAACCAUUUUGUUAUGGAGAUCCGUCUUCGGAAUCUAUAACAAAAACAAUUUUGAAUGAAAAUCCUUCAAUGGAAGAGGAAAUGAUGAAACCUGAGAUUAUAGAGCAAAAUGAAAAAAAUGAUGAUCUUUUGGAUAAAAAGCAUGUUGCGGAAGCACAACGUAAAAAUUUGAAGAUGAUGGAAACUUCUGGAUAUUGGUCGACAACAAAGGACCAAUAUGAUCAAGUGAAAGAAAUUGACAAAUCCUUAGUUGCUGUUACAAAUAAAUUGAUAACCAAUGUCUUGAAAACUGGAGGAGAGAUUCACCCUGAUGCAAUUUCUACCAUUGAGGAACUGAAUGGAGUCAAAACAAAUCUUCCUUAUGUCUUUGAGGACAACACCAAAGAUCAUGAAGUUGGUGCAAGUAAAGAUAUGGUUGCUAACGCUUCUCAAGACAUAGCUACAAAAAAAUCACAAGGAGUCAACCUUAUUGGUGUAAGUGGAAUAGGAUAUGGAAGUGGUGUUGAUCAUACUUCUCCAGAUAUAUGACAUGGUAGAAGAACCUUCUGUGUGUAUGAUCAGAUAAACAUGCAUUGGUCUAGACUAUGGCUUCAACUAUUUUAUCAUUUGGAUGGUUCCUGGUUUAUAUUUACCUAUAUUGUGUCUCAAAUAAGUUAUUUGUUUUUCUUUAUUAUUAUUUUAUGGUCCAUUUUUAGUGUUGUUGUAUUGUGUGUGAAUUGUGGUCUAUUAUGAUUAUGAUGUAUUUUUUAGACUUUUGAUAAUGAUUCUAUUUGUUUUGAAUAACUUUGUAUUUUUUUAAUAUAAA
This is a messenger RNA of Medicago truncatula (barrel medic), 1031 nucleotides long. Its product is annotated as agamous-like MADS-box protein AGL62. The transcript is spliced from 3 exons. The record is from RefSeq and is a predicted model, not a curated record. Gene Ontology annotation, biological process: regulation of transcription by RNA polymerase II. Gene Ontology annotation, molecular function: RNA polymerase II cis-regulatory region sequence-specific DNA binding; protein dimerization activity; DNA-binding transcription factor activity, RNA polymerase II-specific. Lineage: Eukaryota; Viridiplantae; Streptophyta; Magnoliopsida; Fabales; Fabaceae. Bases 50 to 754 code for a protein of 234 amino acids.